AUGGAUUACGUCGAUAUACAAGCGGUGGAGUCAAAGUUAACGGACGUAACAGUGACUCCGAUUCCGAUGAUAAAGAAUGCUCAUACCAACAUCAGCACCGGCAGCAGUAGCAGCUUCAACAGCAGCAACAAUACGGCCAGCAUCACCAUCACCCCGCAGGUGAACCAUCGUAACAACAACCACCACACUGCACCGGCCAAUGAUGGAUCCUCAGGUGCACUGGCUUUAACAGUCGGUUCCACCAGCGCGGCAAAUUUGGUGGCGCCGGUUACUACAUUUAAUCAUUUUCCCAACAACGCCAGUCUGUCCAAGUACGCUCAGCUGUUGAUGGUGAUUGAAGAGAUGGGACGUGAUUUGCGCCCGACUUACACCGGAAGCCGGAACUCGGCUGAACGAUUAAAACGCCUGAUCGUACACGCCCGUAUACUCGUUCGGGAAUGUCUGGUAGAAACGGAACGUUCCGCAAGGCAGUAA
Anopheles nili is the source of this 474-nucleotide messenger RNA. RefSeq lists its product as uncharacterized. The record is from RefSeq and is a predicted model, not a curated record. The transcript has a single exon. Lineage: Eukaryota; Metazoa; Arthropoda; Insecta; Diptera; Culicidae. Gene Ontology annotation, cellular component: nucleus; cytoplasm. Bases 1 to 474 code for a protein of 157 amino acids.